Molecule: messenger RNA, 2507 nt
Organism: Macrosteles quadrilineatus (aster leafhopper)
Lineage: Eukaryota; Metazoa; Arthropoda; Insecta; Hemiptera; Cicadellidae
Product: mucin-4-like
Exons: 8
Coding region: 4-2448 (814 amino acids)
Biological process (GO): lipid metabolic process
Molecular function (GO): lipase activity
Source: RefSeq, a predicted model, not a curated record
ACCAUGGUUUGGUUAGCGGUGCUCUUAUUUAUUGUUGGCUCCGCUGUGGCAGGGAAUACUCAUGAUGACAUAAAAAUACGUCUGUAUUCGGUAGAUGAGAGUUAUGAAACAUGGAGUCUGCAUGAAGCUGGAGGUUUAUUCUAUGAUGAGAAGUACAACUCAGCACUAGACAUGGUUGUGAUUAUCCUCGGAUAUGACACAGACCAGGACAAUAUGAUACUGCAAACAGUCCAAGCAUUGUUGAGCCGAAAACUUCAUGAAAAAUACAACAUCGUAGCGGUUGACCUUCCACAACAAUUUUCAUUCAAUGUUAAGAACUUUUUCUACAUCAGGCCAGCAAUUAAUGUACAGUCAGUAGGAGAAGCUCUGGGAGAUUUCAUAAAUGCUGCGUGUGACGCUGGCUUCAUCACUCCAGCUAAGAUAAAUGUGGUUGGAUUCAGCCUCGGAGCUCAGAUAGCUGGAUACUUGGGACGUAGGGUCAACGGACUAAUCCAAUCCAUCACAGGUGUUGAUCCAUCAGGUAUCGGGUUUGACUGGAGUAGUCCAGUGACAGGUCUGGCCCAUGUGUCCAGUGAAGACGCUCAGUUUGUACAUAUCUAUCACUCCAACUCUGCAGUUUUCGGUACCCAGGAACUAUCAGAUGUUUACUGUAAUGCUGUUGUUUCUACAGGUGUUGAUCCAUCAGGUAUCAGGUUUGACUGGAGUAGUCCAGUGACAGGUCUGGCCCAUGUGUCCAGUGAAGACGCUCAGUUUGUACAUCUUUAUCACUCCAACUCUGCAGUUUUCGGUACCCAGGAACUAUCAGAUGUUUACUGUAAUGCUGUUGUUUCUACAGGUGUUGAUCCAUCAGGUAUCGGGUUUGACUGGAGUAGUCCAGUGACAGGUCUGGCCCAUGUGUCCAGUGAAGACUCUCAGUUUGUACAUCUUUAUCACUCCAACUCUGCAGUUUUCGGUACCCAGGAACUAUCAGAUGUUUACUGUAAUGCUGUUGUUUCUACAGGUGUUGAUCCAUCAGGUAUCGGGUUUGACUGGAGUAGUCCAGUGACAGGUCUGGCCCAUGUGUCCAGUGAAGACGCUCAGUUUGUACAUGUCUAUCACUCCAACUCUGCAGUUUUCGGUAACCAGGAACUAUCAGAUGUUUACUGUAAUGCUGUUGUUUCUACAGGUGUUGAUCCAUCAGGUAUCGGGUUUGACUGGAGUAGUCCAGUGACAGGUCUGGCCCAUGUGUCCAGUGGAGACACUCAGUUUGUACAUCUCUAUCACUCCAACUCUGCAGUUUUCGGUACCCAGGAACUAUCAGAUGUUUACUGUAAUGCUGUUGUUUCUACAGGUGUUGAUCCAUCAGGUAUCGGGUUUGACUGGAGUAGUCCAGUGACAGGUCUGGCCCAUGUGUCCAGUGAAGACGCUCAGUUUGUACAUCUCUAUCACUCCAACUCUGCAGUUUUCGGUAACCAGGAACUAUCAGAUGUUUACUGUAAUGCUGUUGUUUCUACAGGUGUUGAUCCAUCAGGUAUCGGGUUUGACUGGAGUAGUCCAGUGACAGGUCUGGCCCAUGUGUCCAGUGAAGACGCUCAGUUUGUACAUCUCUAUCACUCCAACUCUGCAGUUUUCGGUACCCAGGAACUAUCAGAUGUUUACUGUAAUGCUGUUGUUUCUACAGGUGUUGAUCCAUCAGGUAUCGGGUUUGACUGGAGUAGUCCAGUGACAGGUCUGGCCCAUGUGUCCAGUGAAGACGCUCAGUUUGUACAUCUCUAUCACUCCAACUCUGCAGUUUUCGGUACCCAGGAACUAUCAGAUGUUUACUGUAAUGCUGUUGUUUCUACAGGUGUUGAUCCAUCAGGUAUCGGGUUUGACUGGAGUAGUCCAGUGACAGGUCUGGCCCAUGUGUCCAGUGAAGACGCUCAGUUUGUACAUCUUUAUCACUCCAACUCUGCAGUUUUCGGUACCCAGAAACGCCUUGGCACAGCAGAUUACAUGUUCAACACGGGAGAGACACAACCUGGGUGUAAUAGUCUACUUGACCCAUUCUGUAGUCAUAUGCGAGGCUUUUACUACUACGUAGAGGCUCUCCGUAUCACUCCAGGACUUCCAGCUCUGCAGUGUAACAAUCACAGCCAUCUAGAUCAUUGCAAGUGCCAAGGACACAAACUCUCCUAUGUAGGCUUCCCUCCCGAUAUUAGUGCAAAAGGUUUGUUUGUCCUCCGUACUGGGGACAAGCCUGCGUACAGUCUGGGAAAGAAUGGAAUCACAGGGACAAAGUGUAAGAGCAAAACUUCAAACUUUGACUUCAGAAUGGUCCGACACUACAAUGCUAUGAUGCACAUGUUGAAGGAGAAGAAAUCGGAUGAGAAAAAACAUUUGGUGAAAAAAGAAAUCACUCACAUAUUGAAGGAGAAGAAAUCUGAAGAGAAAAAACACUUAGUGAAAAAGGAUAUGCUGAUAGACUAAAAUACAUUGUUUUCAUGCAGAAUUUUUCACAAAGUAUGUCUAUUAAAUCUGAGACAACA